AAGCAUCAGACAACCAGUGACCGUUCUAGGAAGAACAUCUGACCGAAAAACAUAUUUUGCCAACCUAGUGAUUCGUUUAAAAGUCUGCAAACAUGAAGUCAAUGUUGGUCAACGCAGUUUUAGUGCUUUUUCUAAUCGCAGAAUUCAGUGCAGCAGAGAUGGACCACGACAAGAACCGCCGCGGUGCCAACAUGGGUCUCUAUGCCUUCCCGCGCGUUGGCCGCGGAGAUCCGAGUCUGGCGAACAGUCUGCGCGACGGAUUAGAAGCUGGGGUCCUCGACGGCAUUUACGGAGAUGCCUCCCAGGAGGAUUAUAAUGAGGCCGAUUUCCAGAAGAGGGCCAGUGGUCUGGUGGCCUUCCCACGCGUUGGCCGCGGAGACGCCGAGCUGAGGAAGUGGGCCCAUCUGCUGGCCCUGCAACAGGUGCUCGAUAAGCGCACGGGACCCAGUGCCUCGUCGGGAUUGUGGUUCGGUCCCCGGCUCGGAAAGCGCAGUGUGGACGCCAAGUCCUUCGAGGACACCAACAAGGGACAAAAGGAAUUCAACUAAGCCCACACACUCUCUUAUGAUUGAUGAACUGAUGAUGAAAGGCACCUACUUUUUGACACUCUCAAUGUCGUAAACACCUUUUUGUACAUCAAAGAGAACGCUUCUAAUUGAAUAUUGUAACGGGUAUACAGCAAAUAUGUUUUUCGGUCAAAUAUAUUACGAAUUAAGGGCUGGUGAGAGCUUGUAAUUAA
Molecule: messenger RNA, 739 nt
Organism: Drosophila subpulchrella
Lineage: Eukaryota; Metazoa; Arthropoda; Insecta; Diptera; Drosophilidae
Gene: Capa
Product: cardio acceleratory peptide 2b
Exons: 3
Coding region: 93-548 (151 amino acids)
Source: RefSeq, a predicted model, not a curated record